UCUUACGUUUCUCAGCAAGAGAAGUUAGUUCUGACUGAGAUCUAGCAACCAAAACAGAAUGUCUGCUUCCCCACCAGUAGUCUCUAGACCCAAACUGUGCUGCAUUAUGAACUUAAGAGGCAGAAUGGUGUCAGUUUUAUCCAGUUUCUUUUGAGAUGUCCUACCAGCAGAGCCAGCAACAGUGCCAGCCCCCUCCCAAACGCAAGACACCAAAGGGCUCUCCGGCCUCUUCCGGAGGUAGCCUGGGUUCUGGGGGCUGCUGUGGUUCCAGCUCUGAGGACUGCUGCAGCUCUAGAGGCUGCUGCUCGGGAUGCUGCGGGAAUGGUGGCCUCAAUUGCUGUGGCAGCAGUUGCUGUGGUGGUAGCGAAUGCAGCAGCAGCAGUGGCAGCAUUUACCUUGGCAGCAUUUACUGUUGCAGCAGUGGUGGCAACAGCUGCUAUGACAGCAGUUACUGUGGCAGCAGUUACUGUGGCAGCAGUUACUGUGGCAGCAGUUACUGUGGUAGCAGUUACUGUAGCAGCAGUUACUGUGGCAGCAGUUGUUGUGGCAGCAGCAGUGGCAGCAGUGGUGGCAGCAGUUACUGUGGCAGCAGUUGCUGUGGCAGCAGCCAUCAGCAGUCUUGGAGCUCUAGUACCUGCUCUGGAGGUUGCUACUGACCUGGCGACAAAGAACGUGGAAAGCAGUAUUGGCCGAAGACCUGCCAGCAGAGGGUCUCUUCUUCUCUGGUUUUCCCACAGAAAUACUUCUAGAACUCUCUCUGUAUGUCCUUCUUCAUCUCCCUAAAGCUAAUCUACCAUGAGGUCUUGAGGUUCCAGCUCUGAGAUUUAUUGGCUUUGCUUUUUCUCUCUGACACAACUAUUUGAGAAUGAGAUACUGAAAAAUCAGCUUUGAAACUCUUUUCUGGGCAAUAAUAAAAGCCUUUGAUUCCUGACA
Messenger RNA from Mastomys coucha (southern multimammate mouse), 933 nucleotides. RefSeq names its product keratin-associated protein 17-1-like. The transcript has 2 exons. Bases 156 to 656 code for a protein of 166 amino acids. Lineage: Eukaryota; Metazoa; Chordata; Mammalia; Rodentia; Muridae. The record is from RefSeq and is a predicted model, not a curated record.